Physcomitrium patens is the source of this 1500-nucleotide messenger RNA. Its product is annotated as NADPH-dependent aldo-keto reductase, chloroplastic. Gene Ontology annotation, molecular function: oxidoreductase activity. The record is from RefSeq and is a predicted model, not a curated record. NCBI's taxonomy places the organism in Eukaryota, Viridiplantae, Streptophyta, Bryopsida, Funariales, Funariaceae.
UAUUACUCUGCAAACCUUUCUCUUAAGUGCCUCGUUCGCACUCAGAGUCAUUACCUUCCAUCUUUUUAAAAGAAAGUGAAGGCGUGCGUCCGCUUCGAUUCGUCUGCUCGCAGCUUGUUCGGUUGGGAUUUAGUUUUCCAUGCAUUUAUUUAAAGAAGUGUGGAUAGAAUGAGGGAGCAGUCCGGACGUCUUGGUCUGUGAAUAUCAGCGAAGGCGUGCGCGUUCAUCGCACUUGUCUCGGCUGCUGUACAUCGUUGCAUUGCUCUGCCAAUUCCCGAUCAGGGUCGCGGUCGCAGCAUUGGUGAACACGGAAAUUCCUGCAUGAGAGCUGAUUCUUUCGAAUAUGGAUUGAAGAACAUGCCCAUGUUCAAGUUGAACACGGGUGGUUCCAUCCCCGCUAUUGGACUUGGAACCUGGCAGUCGGAGCCAGGCCUGGUUGGACAGGCAGUCAAGGAGGCUAUAAAGGUUGGAUAUCGUCACAUCGACUGCGCCAAGGCUUACAACAAUGAGAAGGAGGUAAGUCUCCAAUUGGCGAUGCCCUACAAGGAAGGCAUUUUGAAGCGCGAAGACUUAUUUAUUACGUCAAAGCUUUGGUGCUCGGAUCACAAUCCUACCGACGUCAUCAAAGCCUUGGAUAGAUCAAUCGAGCGUUUACAAUGCGAUUACAUUGAUUUGUAUCUGAUUCACUGGCUGGUGGCGUUCAAGAAGGACGCGCUCGGUUUUGCCCCUGAGAAUUUCGCACCCCUCGAUAUCAAAGCGACAUGGGCAGCCAUGGAGCAGUGCUACGAAAGUGGGAAAGCUCGAGCUAUUGGAAUCAGCAAUUUCUCUGUCGAGAAGACAAAGGAUCUGCUGUCUCAUUGUAAAGUAAGGCCUGCAGUCAACCAGGUGGAAUGCCAUCCUCACUGGCAACAAAAGAAGUUGGUGCCUUACUUGACGUCGGAGGAUAUCCACUUCAGUGCUUACUCUCCAAUUGGUUCCUCCAACAGUUCAUUCGCAAAAAUCAACGUCCUACAGCUGCCAAUAAUUACAACGCUUGCCGAGAAAUAUCAGAAGACACCUUCACGGAUAGCUCUUCGGUGGAAUGUGCAACAAGGACAUAGUGUGUUGCCCAAGAGUACUCACGCUGACAGGCUUGCAACCAACAUUGAGCUUUUCGAUUUCGAAAUCUCUAAAGAAGACCUUCAUGAAUUUGACAACAUUGAGCAGCAUCGUCUUCUCUCGGGCGAAGGGACGUUCGUGAAUGAUACAACCAGUCCGCACAAGACGGUGGAGCAGCUUUGGGAUGGGGACCUCUAGACCCUUGCCGUCUAAAUCCUAAAACAAAUGUAUACAGCAGUUUUGAGCUUGCUCCAGCCCAAUAGGAUGUGUAGCGCAUAAAUAAUACGCUAGGGCGUAGAAACCAAAAUAAGUCGGCAACAUUUCGCUGCUGGCGCAUGAAGCGCGUUCCCCAACUGUACCCUGUCACAAACUGAUAAAUAAAUCACAAAAUGCCUCACUCAA